Molecule: messenger RNA, 2649 nt
Organism: Dermacentor andersoni
Lineage: Eukaryota; Metazoa; Arthropoda; Arachnida; Ixodida; Ixodidae
Source: RefSeq, a predicted model, not a curated record
AUGACGGACUUCGCAGACCCAGAUGUCACGGCAGCUUCAUCGGCGGAGCCCGUGCAACAAUACAGAAUUCCUCUCGCAGACCUCGACUGUCUCGUCAGUACCUUCACGGGAACGGUUAUCGACUACCGCAUGCCUUGCACAGCAGCCGAGGGCCGAUACUGUCAAAUCCUCAGCAGCCUGUCCGUUUGGAACGAAGUAUUGUGCCAGGCGAAAAUAGAAUUAAAGCAAGUGCCGAGGACGCCUGGUCACCUCGCCGUGACGAUCAUUGACGGCACGUUCGUACGAGACCACUCCGUCGAAAAUCUCCAUCGCGCCGCCACCCUGCUCUACUGGCUCUUGACGGGGCAUCGUUGCAUCACGGAGGUCGAGUUGAGUUGCGGUAGGCUGAAUAUUUACGAAGGGCUGCUUUGCGCUGCCUUCCAACAAAACACAUCCGUGAAAAAGUUGAAUCUGCGAGAGACAGGCAGCCUGGGACCGCACAAGGACAUUUGCAUGGCCAUCUCCUCUAUGACGCGCCUCGAAGAGCUCGCAUGCGACACGGGUUCACAGUGCAGGGAAACGUUUGCGUCCGUCUUGUCGAUUCUCGUUCGCACAACACAGUCACUGAAAGUACUGCACAUUGGCAACUUGCCGAUCGUAGGAAAAGAUGCAAUCACGUUUUUGACGGCCCUUUCUGGAAACUCCACCAUCGUGGAGAUCUCCCUUAACGGCGUCGUCGCGACAGCUCGUCGGCGGGACAAGACCAGUCCGUUUAGGGAAUACCUCACUAACACGAGCGCGUUAAGGAAACUUUGCGUCUCUGGCUAUGGUAGAUACCCAAGGAACAGUAUCCAGGAAGUUCUCUUCGGUCUUUUAGAAAACAAGAGGAUCUCCGCGGCACACUUCAAAGACGUUCGCUUUUGUGCAGAGAGUUCAAGGCUUUUGACGAAGAUACUUCAACAAGACAGGGUGUUCUUAAGCUUAGAAGUUACUUUUGAAAGACCCUACCGGCUUGUGGAGCUGGGAAAUACUUUGAACAGCUUGCUGGUUUCGUUGAAGGAGAACGAAACUGUGGAGGAACUUACCUUACCUUCCCAUAUAUGGAAUUCAAAGCAAUGGGAGAGCUUCUUCUUGGCCGUGCGAAGCAAGAGACGGCCAAAGAAGGUGACGAUAAGAUUGCCCUUCACUAGUGCCUAUGAUCUACAGGGUCUUUGUAAGGCUGUAAUGGAAACUGGAGUUGAAGGAAAGGUGUUCUUUGAAAACAUGUCCGCCGGGGAUUAUUACCGGGGCAACGGUGAGAUCCUGCAAUGCAGGGCAUUCUCAGACAUCAUCGCGAGUUCUUCAAAUGCGGCGGGGCGCGAAACGCUUCGGACCAUCGCGCAGACGCUUUCCACCUUGAGCCACAUCACCACGGCGAUACUAAACAUCGACGCAUCGUACUACGACGGAGCGCUCGCGUCAGCUCUCGGACACUACAUAGGCUCGACGACGGCGUUGCGGGUGCUUAAGCUGAAGGUUUACGCGUACCAAGUUGCGCAGCGGGCAGAUAACCUACACUGGACGCCCAUAUUUGAAGGACUAUCAAAAAACGGGAGCAUAAAAGUCCUGGAUCUGCAGCCACUCUGCGUCGGAAACGCGGACGCCGAAAUGCUGGCCGAUGCAGUGAAGUCCAGCAGGAGCAUCCGGCGAUUUUCUUUUCGGGCGGCGGGUAACGCCACGGUCUUUCUGCGAAAACUCUCCGUGGACAUCGACAAGAACUACGUUUUGCUCGACGUCAUGAUCCCCGUCUGCAUGGAAGAGACGUGGUUUCGUGUCCAAGAAGUGGCGCGCCGUAACCAGAGCCUCGUGGCGCUCGCAUCAUAUUUCCGGCCUGGGUUCAACUGCGACAAGCGCGUCGCCGCGGCCCUCGAACGUGUCGUGCACCACCCAGCACUCGUCGCGGAGGUCGCCGAACUGACGACCGUCAGUGAGGCCGAGGCGUCGGACGCGAUUCGAGCCGCUGUCAGGACUUUCCAAGGCCUUCACGACUUCAUGCGAAUCACGGGCGUCGUGAGGGAGAGAGUCACGUGUCACCCGAGAGAUGACGGGUCUACCCAGCUGGACGACCUCAACGACUACUGCUGGCGUAGCGUGAGGCGCUACGUCAGUCUCGACGACGUCCGCGACUGACGACCACUUCGGCCCCAGCGAGAAACCAACUAGGCUAAAAUACCGAGUUCGCUGUUCCGUACGGGGUCUCCGGUGUAAAAUGGUGCACCAAGUUUUUUUUUUUGUGUAAGCAAUUAAAGGGUGUGUAUGUGUGCAUGUCGCAAAUCGGAAACGGUGCCUUUGCUCAAGACAUCCACCCGGAUACUUAAGCGUAUCGCUAGUUCCCCCGCUGAACGUUCAUUUCGUUUUGACAAUUCGCUCCAAGGGAAUGGUAUAUCAUGUCAUCGUUAAUUUUUUGACGGAGCGAUUCACAUUGCCCCGGCCUGUUGGUGCGCAAAUGCGUGAAAACUAGUGCAUCUGAUCAUGCUGUAUGGUUCUGUGCAGGCUUCCUAAUUUCGACAGCGUUCAGUCUGAAAAAAAAAGAAAGAAAUAGAAGUUUUGAUUUUUCAUUUAAUUCAAUAACCGGAAACUUUAUGCUCUGAUGACAUACCGUUGAGUGGGUGUUUUUACAUUUAUGGCUGC